This is a messenger RNA of Lasiodiplodia theobromae, 678 nucleotides long. Its product is annotated as MFS transporter. The transcript has a single exon. The record is from RefSeq and is a predicted model, not a curated record. NCBI's taxonomy places the organism in Eukaryota, Fungi, Ascomycota, Dothideomycetes, Botryosphaeriales, Botryosphaeriaceae. Bases 1 to 678 code for a protein of 225 amino acids.
AUGCUAACCCGCAACAUCGUCCUGGUCCUCUCCCAACACUGGCUCCAAGCCCUGCACACCUCAACCUACAACACGCUCCUCAUCCUCCUCCUCUCCAGCCCCGUCGUCACCCGGCCCUCGACUUCCUCCUCCCCCUCCCCCCUCCUCUUCACCGGCGGCCUCGGCCUCACCCCGCACGCCGUCGGCCUCGCAACGGCAUCCAUCGGCAUCAUCGGGCUGCCCAUCCAAAUCCUGCUCUACCCGCCCCUCAGCGCGCGCCUCGGCACGCUGCGCUCGUACCGCCUCUUCCUCUGGCCCAGCAUCCUCAUCUACGCCACACUACCAUUCUUGACACUCAUUGCCGCCCAAUCGUCAUCCUCCCCCUCAUCGGGUUCUAGCGCCCUUCUCUGGGUAGCCCUGAUCACGGCUCUCGGUAUGCAAGUCCUCGCGCGCGCCUUCGUGGGGCCCGCGACGGUGGUGCUGGUCAACAACUGCACGCCGCACCCGCAGCUGCUGGCGACGGUGCACGGGCUGGCGCAGAGCAUUUCCAGCGCGGCGCGCAUGGUGGGGCCGUUGCUGGGGGGCGCGGCACUGGGGUGGGCGGAAGAGAAAGGAUGUGCGGGGGCGCCGUUUUGGGGCAUCGCGGGGCUGGCGGUGGUGAAUUGGGGGGUGUUGUGGUGGGUGGUGGAGGAGGAUUGA